ACAACUAUCGUAAACCGCGACACGCCCGAACACGAUUAGAUAAAAACUACGUACAACUUACAAUUUUGUAGGAAGAAGCUCGGUCUCGUCGUCUACCUUCGUGUAUAUCGCACAAACAUGCAGUGGUAUUGAUUUAUGCAGUUUGUGAUGUAAAAUAAAUAAGGGUGCCGCAAAGCCGACACGUUUUUUUUCGGUACGGAUAAUAGUACCAACGUGACUACUGACGUUCUAAUUAACGAUUUUCCUAACCUCCGAGCAGACGACGAAAUAUCGUUCUGCCGUGUUUAUCGCAUGGUAAAAGAUGAGCAACUGCUAAUGUUUUUCCAUCGAAAGUUCGUUCAGUAAUUUUUGAAGAUCAAUAUUCAAGAGCAUUGUCAGACUUGCAGACAGGGUUUUGACGCGUUUUUUUUUUCGUUAAUCUUAAGUACCUAAAAUAAAUUGAUAAGGAUUUAUUGAGAUUAACUUUGUCUUCCUGAAAUAUUUCGAUUCGCAAAUGUUUGCAUAAUGAACAAUAUAAAGAUGCGUGUGAUUCACAAGAUGAAAAUAAAUUUCAGAAUGACUAAGUGUAAGCAAUAUUGAAGCGUAAUCAUUCAAUCAGCAGUCAAUAUAGCCUUGCAGCAAUAUUUUUAUAAGCUUUAGUUGUCAUUUACAUUGAUGAAUACACAUUGAUGUAGCAAUUCAAUGAAAAACACACGAAACGUUAUUUGUUAUAAAAAUUGAGUAUGAGCUUUUAUUUGUCAAUAGCUCAUAUAAAAAUUAGAACGAGAUAUAUUUAAUGACUGAAUUAAAUUCAAUGUGAAAAUAUUACAGAAAUAAUACAGAAAGAUGGCAGAAGUGAAACUUUGUAACAAUAGCAUUAGUCAACCUUUCACUCUGACAACAAUGAGAAACAACAGCCUGAUUAGAUCAUUUUUAUUACCCCAAGAUAUCCACAUAAAAGACAGAGAAGGCAACAGUGCAUUACAUUUUGCAGCUACAAACAGUGAUACACACCUCUUGCAAAUGCUGCUAAAUGCUGGGACUGCUGUUAAUGAUAGAAGAAUAGAUGGAUGUACUCCACUUUAUACAGCCAUUGAAUCUGGACAGGAAGAAAAUAUCAAGGUACUUUUAAAUCAUGGUGCAAGAAUUGAUUUGAAAAAUUUAUUCAGCAAGACUCCACUACAUUUGAUAGCUUGCUUAGAUUAUCAAGAUGCCGAUAAAACUGUGAGGCUAGCGAAGUUAAUCCUUAAUCGAGGGGUUAAUAUAAAGAUUUUAUUGAAUGAGUGUACAGAUUCUGGAGAAACAGUAUUGCAUCAUGCUGUUUUAAGUAAUAAUGUGAAACUUAUUAAACUAUUGUUAGAAUAUGGAGCCAAUAUCAAUGCCAAAAAUAGAGAUGGCAAAAGUCCUCUUUACUUUGCAGUUGAGUGCAGUAAUACCAAAAUUUUAAAUUUUUUACUGGAGAAUGGGGCAAGAGUUAACGACAAAAUGAAUCAUGGUUUUACAGCUUUACACGAGGCAAUAAUUCAGCGAUCAGAAGACAACAUUGAGUUACUUCUUAGUCACGGAGCUGAAGUAAAUUCCAAAGAUAUUUAUGGUAAAACGCCUCUUCAUUUGGCUGCAAGGCUAAAUUACUUGGAUGAGAAAACUAUGGAUAAAAUAGUGAAACUGCUUCUGGAUAAAGGAGCAGAUGUCAAUGAUCACACAAAUUCUGGAGAAACUGCAUUUCUUUGUGCUGUGAUUAAUGGCAAUGAACGAUUGGUCAGACUAUUUUUAGAACAUGGAGCAAAUGUAAAUACCAAAAAUUAUGAUGGCAAAAGUCCAUUACAUUUUGCAAUACAGUACAGCAAUAAAAACAUAGUAAAAUUAUUACUUGACAAAGGAGCUUCAAUAGAUGACAGAACGAGCGAUGGCAAGCUGGCUCUUCAUGUUGCUGUUGCAGUAGAAGAUGAAAAUAUGGUAAAGAUUCUACUUAAUUAUGAUGCAGAUGUAAAUGCAAUUGAUAAAAGUGGUAAAACUCCUCUAUCGUUAGCCUUUGAAGUAGCCCAUAUGAGAAGUAUAUAUAACCCAUGGAAUGGCUUUAAUCCAUUUCACUCUCAUACAGGAUCGGACGACAAUAUCUUUGAUUUGCUUAUCAAACAUAUAGCAAAAUUCACCAAUGUGUGCGAAGAAAAUCUAAGAAUGAUAAAUAACAACGAGCAUUUACACCAAUUCUACGUGGACUGUCAGAUUGAAUUAUCGAGAAUGAAGAAGGGUCGCGUAUGCGAUAACAUAUCCAUGUACAAAGUAUUAACCAGAAGUACAAAUGCACUAGUGUCCUAUUCUAGAAACAGAAACCUCGCAAAAAUCUUCGAUUCAGAUCGGUACGCACGAGAAUUCCCCAUUUAUUAUCCCAUGUUAAAGCACCGAUUUAGCAAAGCGCAAUAUCGGCGAAGAUUAAUGGAACCUUCAGCGGUGACUUUCGCAUCGCUACUUCGGCCGUAUUCCUUGCCAGACAUCGUGACCAACGAAAUUCUAAGCUACCUGACAAUAGAAGACUUGAUGAAUUUGCAAAUGAGUUAACGGGCAGUUUUUAUUUCAUUAAGUGAAAAUUGAUACUUCGAAAUAUUGUGAUAUAUUUUUUAGACGUUGGUGCAUCCGAGUGUACUAUUUAUAAUUGUCAAUGUUUUUUUUUUAAUAAAAUCGUUAAAACUGUUAUUAAAAAAUUAACUUGCGUUUUGUUUUGUAAGUCUGAUGCAACUGUUUCUAAAUAAACCAAGUGACAUCACGAGAGUAAAUAACAUGUCGUCACUUAUAUUAGUAUAGCUCCAGAAAUAAAAGGUUCGUAGAAAAAUUUCGCGUGAAUGCUGCCUAUACUAUUGAAAUUGCAAAUGAUGUGCGGUUUGCGGUGCUUUGUUUGAGAACAUAUCAAGAGAAAAUCAAUUCAAACGGCCGAGUAUUCAAGGAGCAAUGAGAGAAAAGGAAAAAAUAGUGAUGGGAGCGACUCUGCUCUGGAGAGUUCUUUUUUAUUUAUGGUAUGGUUUCCACUUGCAACUUGCAGUGCAACAUUUUUUUCCGACGCGACUGAUGUUAACGCAUAAAUUCAAAGUAGUUCUUAAUUAAUUCAUUUGUUUUUAUGCACUUCGAG
Molecule: messenger RNA, 3103 nt
Organism: Phymastichus coffea
Lineage: Eukaryota; Metazoa; Arthropoda; Insecta; Hymenoptera; Eulophidae
Product: putative ankyrin repeat protein RF_0381
Exons: 2
Coding region: 826-2538 (570 amino acids)
Molecular function (GO): protein binding
Source: RefSeq, a predicted model, not a curated record